UGCGUACUAACUAUUAACUACUGAGUAAAUAUUUACUUUGUGAGAUACUGCAUAUAUAUAUACAACCUGGUCUAGAAUUCUGUUGUCAGUGUCAUUCAUUAUCGGACAACCAGGUUCCAAUAAUUAAGAUAUUUUGGACACUUCUUGUUUACAGGUUGAAAUAGAAAUGAAAGUUGUUCUAGUGGUGAUGAUUUCACUCAUAUGUGAAAUCAGACCAGUCCUAUCCAAUAAGGAUGACACCAAUGUGGAGCUUUGUAACACACCAACGGCAGUCAACAGAGCAGUGCACUUCUAUGCUGCACACCCAUCAUCAAUUUCUGGAAGCCUCAACCCAAUCCCUUUCAGUGAUGUCACCCUGAAUGAGGGCUUUGCAUUCAGCGGGAGCUCGGGCAUCUUCACUGCUCCAGUAAAUGGAAUCUACCAGUUUUUCUUCUCAUUCCAGAGUAGCAGAAAUAACCUAAACGGUGCCUGGUGGCUGCAGGUUAAUGGUGUGGCUAAGGUUUUAUGCCAUUCUCAAGUUAGCACAGGGUCCACUGUGGGUAGUAUGUGCACCUACAUGACUCAGCUGGCACAGAAUGAUAAGGUCACUGUGAAACAAGACUCAGGGAAUGCCUGGGGCACUGCUACUACAAACACUAUUACUUUCUCUGGCUCGCUGCUGAUGCAGAAAUGUUGAGCAUCAUGUAAGCAAUAAAGCACAUACUGUACAACA
This is a messenger RNA of Alosa sapidissima (American shad), 712 nucleotides long. Its product is annotated as cerebellin-4-like. The transcript has 4 exons. The record is from RefSeq and is a predicted model, not a curated record. Bases 167 to 676 code for a protein of 169 amino acids. Gene Ontology annotation, molecular function: protein binding. NCBI's taxonomy places the organism in Eukaryota, Metazoa, Chordata, Actinopteri, Clupeiformes, Clupeidae.